UUAAUCAUCCAACGGUACAGAACACCUCGUUUACUCUUCUAUAUAGUCAUCUUAUUAAGCCGUAUUUCUCUUCGUUCGCUGAGAAGAUACUCUCUGCUAGGGUUUUCUAGGGUUUCUCGGUUCUUCUGUAGCAUUUGCAAACAUGGUCCUCCAAAACGACAUUGAUUUGUUGAACCCACCGGCAGAGCUUGAGAAGAGGAAGCACAAGCUCAAACGUCUCGUUCAGUCACCCAACUCCUUCUUCAUGGAUGUAAAAUGCCAGGGUUGCUUUAACAUAACCACAGUUUUUAGCCAUUCUCAAACUGUUGUGGUGUGCGGCAACUGCCAGACAGUUUUGUGCCAGCCUACUGGUGGCCGUGCUAGACUCACCGAGGGAUGCUCUUUUAGGAGAAAGGGUGAUUGAGUUGUUCUGAAUGAU
Messenger RNA from Pistacia vera, 418 nucleotides. RefSeq names its product 40S ribosomal protein S27-2. Lineage: Eukaryota; Viridiplantae; Streptophyta; Magnoliopsida; Sapindales; Anacardiaceae. The record is from RefSeq and is a predicted model, not a curated record. Gene Ontology annotation, molecular function: structural constituent of ribosome; RNA binding. The transcript is spliced from 4 exons. Gene Ontology annotation, biological process: translation; ribosomal small subunit assembly. The coding region runs from base 143 to 403 and encodes 86 amino acids. Gene Ontology annotation, cellular component: cytosolic small ribosomal subunit; ribosome.